UCUCGGAAGUUGUUCUUGUGACCGUCCUCAGGGCAGACAUUUCGGCCCAUGUAGACGACAAUUUUGGAAGAAUUUGUGCAAAACUUUAAACAACCCGUGCCUGUCACCAUCAUUUCUUUCCAUAAUCUCGUGUAUCAGCACAAUCAUGUGGUAUGAAAUAUUGCCCGGUUUCGCUAUUAUGACGGUGUGUCUGAUCAUUCCUGGUGUCGCGACUGCUCAAAUACACAAGCUCACAAACAAUGGGAAGGAAAAGAGGAUUGCAAGGGUCCCUUAUCACUGGUAUUUGAUGGAGAGAGAUAAGAGAGUGUCUGGGGCUGGCGUACAUUACCAAUCCAAGGGACUUGAAAACAUCAAUUGAAGAUCCAUCCAGUUCCCUCUGCAAACUUUAUUCGCAAUGUACAUUUUAUUCAGCUGUCUAUUAAAAUGUCUUUAAAUGGUA
Messenger RNA from Xyrauchen texanus (razorback sucker), 439 nucleotides. It is a transcript of the gene ndufa1, whose product is annotated as NADH:ubiquinone oxidoreductase subunit A1. NCBI's taxonomy places the organism in Eukaryota, Metazoa, Chordata, Actinopteri, Cypriniformes, Catostomidae. The record is from RefSeq and is a predicted model, not a curated record. The transcript is spliced from 3 exons. Bases 146 to 358 code for a protein of 70 amino acids.